UCAUCGGGUUUGGUAUCCAGACUGAAUACUACAUGACUAUGCUGGUGCGGUGGGAAAUUUUGAUUUCUGCUUACAUUCCUUGACCUUAAUUGUGAUCAGGAAUAUCAUUAUCAGUGGUUGUCAAUGCAUGCUACACGGUUGAGGAGAAUCCAUUAUGACAGCCGUACAUCAAAGCACCUUGUACACUCCAUUUGCACCCUCUCAUCUCCAGCUGGCAUGUAAUGGCAUCUAUCUGGCACUGCCUUUCGCCAAGUCAGCGGGCAUUUGGAGUAUGCAGAGCCUCAGCUCUAAGCCGCUGGUGUUAGAAGCACACAAGAAGAAACUAAGCUGUCUGUGUUUUGGGCAUCAGCAUAACCCAACCCUGGUCUGCUCAGCUGCAGAGGAUUACAUCAUUGUCUGGAAUGUGGAACAAGCCAGGAGUACCUAUGACUUGGGUGAGCAGAUCAGAGGCCAGAUUAUAGGCCAGUGUUUGGGGCCUGCUCAGCACUGUAGUUUCAGCUAUGAUGAUGAUUUGGUGGCUGUGUGUGUCAACUGUGAAGUCCUCGUUCUUGACUCCAAGCUGGAAAGACUAGAUACCACGCUAGAGGGUCAUGUGGCCCCAGUCACUUCGGCAGAGUUUUCCCCUCACCUGCCCUCCACCCUGGUGUCUGUGUCUGAAGACCGCACCUUUAAGAUAUGGGACAUUACAGAAGGAUGUGUCAUAUACCAAUCCUGUAUAAUUUCAGCCUCACCAUUUCUCAGUCUUGUGAUGAACCAAACAAGUGAAGGUUUUGCCGUGGGAUCCGCAGAUGGCCAGGUGAGAAUCUAUGAUACGACUGAGGGCAAUGGAUAUCGCUGUCUGCAUCAUCUAGACGUUGCCAAGAUGCUUCACACACAGGGAGACGCAAGGGAAUUAGACAAAAACAACCGUGCAGCUGCAGGUCCGAGGACCAUCAGUAGUCAUCCAGCUUGGAAGAGGCUCAGAGACCCCCAGCCAGAUGAGGAUGAGAGACCUGAGGAUGCUGACUUUGCCUCUGAGGCUGGAGAAGCUAUCCUAGGCUUGCAUUUCACUACAAGGGUGUCUGCAGCAUCAAGGGAUUCUUCUAGUGAUGUCACACGAACCAAACCUCCAUCCCUCCUCCCAGAUGAUUCCUUGAUAGAAGAACUGUUAGAUGAAUCACCAAUGCUCAUCAUAGGUACCCCUGGCGCUCUGCUUCAAGUCAACGCCCACAGCUUUGAACUGGCAUCAUUCUUAGACUUUCAAGAUCCAAUUCCGUCCGGAGCCGAUCAGCAUUACAUGACGCUCUCUGGCUCCUAUGCCUUUGCUCAAGCAACAAACUCGGACAACCAGACGUGGUGCAUCAUUGGUAGUGUUUUUGAGAAUGCUGUGGAUGUGAUUCAGUUGAAGGCCCCUCCUUCAGUGCCAGGCUCUGCCCUUCCAGUGGAAUUUAACAGUCUCUCCCUGGAGACUUCAAAAGACAAGAGUGGAGCCUCUCCAGGAGAUGAUGGUGACACUAAACAACUUACUGUUAUCUCAAGUGUUCCACUGAGUGAAAAGUCCCUUUUGAGGUCAGAGAUGAUAGAUAAGCCCAAGGACACAAGUACCAAGACCAAGCAAGGUGGCAAAGUGGGUGUGAAGAAGCCGUCAAGAUCAUCACCAGGGGUCCAGGACCAAGCGCUGACUUUCAAGAGCAAAGUCAAGUCCUCGGGCUACACGGAAGCACCAAGGGCUAAACUGUUUUCUCCCAAGACAAACGUUGGUAAAGCCAGCUCCGCCAAGAGACAGAAAGGGGCGUCUGCUGGGGCUGCUUCCAGGUCUGCCACCAAGCAGUAUCCAGUUGAUGCCAAGCCUCCCACCACUUCCAAGACUAAGAUUGAUGUUGGCAACCAGAGCAUUCCAAUUAACUGCAUCAGUUUCUCUGGAGAUGGUCAGAACCUGGCCUGUGCCUUGGCCAACAAGUCCGCCCAGCUUUUCAAGAUGUCUCUGACUGGCAAGGGAACAAGUUUCAUAGGUCAUAAUGCUGCCGUGAACACCGUCCACUGGAGCCACAAUGGCCAGUGGCUACUAACAGCCUCCAAUGACAAGACCGCCUGCAUCUGGUCCACAUCUGCCUCAGACCCCGUCCUCGCCCUGAGUCACACAGACCAUAGCACCGGCGGAGAUCCGGAAAGGCAGCGGCCCGCUGAUAAGGGGAAUGGUGUCUUUGCCAAGGAAAUCAAGGCAGCCAGGUUCUACUACGUUGAUAGGCUCCUGUUGCUGACAUCUGGAAGUACCCUGUACCUGUAUAAGUACGUUGUGGAUACCUCAGUGGAUGAUAUUAAAAGGUAUCAAUGUAACUCCCGGUAUAAACUUAUUAAAUCCUUCCAGUUGGAGCAGGCCCAGCAAAUAACGGCAUUGUCUGCGGUCAACGAAUUUCACUCCUAUAUUGUCAUGUGUGCAGGUUCUGACAAGUCCUUGGAGUUUUUGGACAUGAACGUGGGAAGGAGCAUCCGUACCGUCCCGGAUGCCCACACCAGACCAGUGCAUUGCAUCUGCCAGAAUGAGGGAUCUGCCUAUGUCAGUCAUCCCCCCACGGCGUAUGACCUUUUCAUCACAGCUGCCGUAGCAGAUUGCGUGAAGUUGUGGGAUCUACGCACAAAUAGAUGUGUGAAAAGGUUUGAAGGCCACAUGAAUCGAGCACAUCACUGUGGGGUUGCCAUCAGUCCCUGUGCAAAGUACAUAGCCACUGGAUCAGAGGAUAAAUCUGCUUACAUAUUUGACAUCAGGGCAGGCACCUAUAUCCACAAACUCUCUAGCCACACUGAUGUUGUCUCUGAUGUGUCUUUCCACCCGUUGUAUCCAGAGGCUGCCUGGCAGGAUUCGAGUCCUUCAGAGGCACGUCCCACAGCGGAUGACAGUAAUGAUGGCCAUAAGGCAGGAGAAAAAGCACAAAAACAAAAUCCGGGUUCCUCUGUCAAAAACAAGUUAGUCACAGCUACCUUGGAUGGGAAGAUUCGGUUGUACAGUGACAGAUGACGACCUGAGUCUCUGCACCAUCCAACAAAGCCGAGAGUUGACUGGUACGGACCAUUUCAGCUGAGCACGAGAGGUACACGCAAGAACUGUGCAUUCCAACAGUAAUACAUCACUUGUGCUCAUCACAAUGUGGCCCCGCCAAGCAUACAACGAGGCUAUUCCACUACUGGCGCGCACAGGUUCACCCCACAAAACGGGAUAUCGCCACUUUGUGACAAAACGCCCUCUCACACACACUUACAUUUACAUCCUUGUGGGGUAUUUUCUUUCUUUUAUAUAUUGAAAUAUUAGUAUGUGAAGUGCAGUUUCAAAUUGCUCCCACUUGAACUGAGAUAACAUUCCUGGGUUGAAAUUUGGACCAAAUGUCUCUCACAUAAGUAUACCUUGGAAAUUCCUCCUUUUUGAGUUAAUUCCAAAAAUCCAUUUCAUUAAAUUUUUGUGAGGUACAUGCACCGAUCUAGUACCCCAUCACAAAGAUCUCCUGGGGUAAUUCCUGCCGUUCUGGUGGGCCACAAGGCACCACAAACUUAGGCAAGUUCUCCCUCAUGGAGCUCACACAACUGCAGUUUUUGGCUGAACUCUGUGUGCAAUAGUGAGUAGUUGUAAUUAUAGGCAACAGAGUGCCAGUUUUUGACACAGCCUGACAACAAAGACAUUAAAUAGAUCAAAUUAAAAAGACCUUUCUGGACAUAGGACAUAGCCAUGCAAUUGACCUAUUGGCAAACUGCCAAGAGGAAAAAAAUGCUAAAAUUGGGGGAGGGGGCAAUUGGGGCCAUCAUCCCCCCAACAAAAGAAGCCCUUAUUUUUGACAAUUAUUAAAGGCAUUUCUUUUGUCUUUUUCAUUUCCCUUUCUUAAAAGGUCCAAGAACGUAGCCUGACCCCCAAAGGUGCAAUCCAUUUUGAAAAGUGGGGGGGGGGGACAUAGUCGUGAUCAGAACAAAUGCGAGUGUGAAGCUCUGAGCUGCAUGGGGUCCAGAAAAGUUUGGAGUAUAGAUGCUCUGUGGGGUGAUUUGAGACAAAUUUGGCUACUUUGGCCAGUUUUUUAACAAAUGCAUUUGCAAGCUAUACAUUUUCAUUUAGCUUCUGGAAAAAUGUGGGGGACAAUAAUGAUAUAGUGUCCUCCCACUUGGAAAAGUGGAUCCCCCACCGAUUGACGCCCAUGCUGACCCCUCAGGAAGACCAUGAAAACUUACAUACAGAAUUUCUAAAUGUUUUAUGACCCCCCCAAAAAAGAAAAUCAAAUUCAGCCCUUGAAAAUUUGGUUGUGGAUCCACCCUUGGUCCAGUACAUGGCAGUAUGUACUUGAUAGCAUUUGGCUAAGUCCGUGAGUCCAUUGGCAAGUGAGCGGAGAUGGGUAUAAUGACAAAGGAAUACCUUUGUCAUACGUGGUUCAAGGCUGCAUGACUUCUGAUGGACUUGCAUGUGUGUCACUUCUUUGUUGGUAUUUAGUACUUCCAUUACAAUGCCUCUGCUGAGCUUCUGACAGCUGAAGAGAAUGUCGUGUAGAUACAUGUACUUGCCUAUAGCAGUUUCACUUUCUCAACAUCGGAAUCCAACAACAACAUUUUUAAAAGCAGACUUCACAGUAUUUUUUUCUCCGUCUCAUAAAAUUGAUCUUAGUAUGUGUGCAAAUUUGUUUCUGCAGCCAUAGGACGUCAGUGACUCGGAUGUCCCCAGACAUUACCUUUAGGGAAAAAAAUGGUUCCAUGGAGCACCUAAUGAGACUCGUGGGAUGUCAGCCUUGCUCGUGGUAUUUUGUUCGCACCUGCUGUUUGGAUUCCUGAGCUUGGAUGUGCAUGUACAGUACAUGUAUUAUUAUUAACUUGCCCUACCUUUAACUUGUACCAUCUCUUUCAAUCUCGAUAAAAUAUGGGACUCGUACAUGAAGGUGCAGGAACUCCGUGACUGUAUUUAUAUUUUGCCCUUGGGGUUUUUAAAACAACUUCUGCACAUGUGUUACCAGCAUUUCAUCUCUUUCUGCUGAAGUGUUACAAAGAAAAGACAUUGUAAAGCCACAAACGCUGGAAUGUUCCCUUGUUGAAUCAACUGUACAGUGUUUCUGUCAUCAGUUUUAUCAUUUCUGUCCAUGGAUUGGUUGUGUUUAUGUGGUCUGAGUUCUCAGGAGGUAACAGAAUGCAAAUGGUACUGAAUGUGUCAAGACUGCUCAUUCAGCAUUUUUUGUCCAGUUUUAGUGAAAGAUUUGGCAAGGAUCUUUGUUUCAGACCCAUUUUACUUCGCCUACAGUUGAUUGUGGCUUCCGUUAUUGCACUGUUGUGCUACCCCUAAUUCAAUUCAGUAGGUAACUUUUUUAUGCAUUUUUGCAUGAUACCUUUGGGCAGAUGCAUACAAUGAUACUGCCUUCUUGUGAGAGACAAUUUUGUCUGAAGCCAAGUACAUUGUACAGUAAUCAUCUCUAGUCCCAUAGGUACCCAUUUACACUCCUGGUUUGAAAGAGACGUCGCUGUUUACAACAUGUACACAUGUAAUCAGCUGCUAGAAUCGAAUCCCUGAUUCAAGUGCUUUGGAGCUACAAAGCCCUAAGGUAGUUGGCAUGAAUAAAUACUGGUGCUGGCCUCCAAAAUGCACCUUUGUGUCUAGUUCUCAGUUAAGCUCAUUUUCAAUUUUUGUUUCACUGUGUUUACAUUGUUUCUGCCAAAUGAUAUUCCAGCAGAGGGAGAUUCCAAACAGACCCUGUCUUUUGUUCACCAUGAACCACUGGCAUGUACAGGUCUUGAUGUGACCUUGUAGAACAUUUUUCAUCAGCAGGUGUGAAGUUGUGAAAGGUCAAAUUCAUGCACUGCCUCAACAGAUCCACACACUCCAGACAUCUGUCAAGCACUGUUGAACUGUUUGCCAUGUGUUGGUCAAAAAUUGGCUUCAGGCAAUGCUGUCCAAUGUUGGUCAACUUUCACACCCAAAUUAACCCCCAGAGGUGGUAAUGUCAUUCCAAUUUGUGGUUGGAAUAACAUUGCCCAACAUCUUCCCUCCAAGUGUAAUUUUUGCAGUGUAGUGCAAGGCAGCCACUUUGUUUUGACAAAAACAGAAAGAAAUAGCCCACCUGUAGGCUUGUUUUGAUGUUACUGCAUCAGGAGAAAAAAAGAGUAUAGCAGAGAGGAUGUCUUGUUAAUAACUUAAGGCUGGCUUUGUGCAGCUGUAAGGUGAAAUAAUGAGGCAAAGUAUGGGGUUUGUUAACUAUUCAGCGUGUCACUAAACACUUGAGGAAAAACAAUAUUACCCAGGUUCAUGAGACUAGGACAUAAUGUCUGAGUUUAUCAGCAAAUAGGGUGCUGCCAAAUUUAAUGCAGUCUUUUGGCACAAAAUCAAACUUGGAAGAAAUAUACAGUUCAUCAUGAGAAAUGAAGGUUUUGCACCGGAAUUCGUUUUUACCUAGAAGGCACAAAAACUGCAGUGUCUUCACAGAGCAGUGCACCUGAAAGUAUGCGUACAUGUGAGUGCUGUCAAUUAUGUCUCUCUUUUUGCCCUCGGAGGGUGCCAGAUACCAAGAAAGAUGAGAGUUAACAUUUUUUGGUUUAAAUUUGUUCCAUCACCUCUUUUGACAUAGCCACUACCACCGUUGUCUGUAGUGAAAUGUCAGAGCUAGUUCAUUGUUCCUUGUCUCUUUUGUCAUGAGAGCCUCUUUCACUCCUUCUGUCUCUUCUCGUGCUUUAAUUGCAUGUAUUCCUUUUUUAAUAUCAGUCCCGUCUUCAGCUCCACCAUACCACAAUUGUAAUUAGAUGGACCUCUGAAUCAGUAAUAUAUUUCCAGUAAAUAAUUGAAGUACAGGAAAUUCAAACCUUAAGUGCAAUAUGACUUGUCUCU
This is a messenger RNA of Acanthaster planci (crown-of-thorns starfish), 6814 nucleotides long. It is a transcript of the gene wdr27, whose product is annotated as WD repeat domain 27. Lineage: Eukaryota; Metazoa; Echinodermata; Asteroidea; Valvatida; Acanthasteridae. The record is from RefSeq and is a predicted model, not a curated record. Gene Ontology annotation, molecular function: protein binding.